GGGUGUUCCAGUUGUUGUCUCCGCUCGAGUGUCACUUCAUCAACGGCACCGAGCGGGUGAGGCUCGUGGACAGGUACAUCUACAACCGGGAGCAGUUCAUGCACUUCGACAGCGAUGUGGGGGUGUUUGUGGGGGAUACCCCAGAAGGGGAGAUCUGGGCCAGGGACUUCAACAGCCGCUCAGAAUUCAUGGAGAUCAAACGGGCUGAGGUGGACACGGUCUGCCGGCACAACUACAAGAUCGUCACCCCGUUCAGCGUGGAGAGGAGAGUGCCCCCCCGCGUCUCCACGC
Neopelma chrysocephalum (saffron-crested tyrant-manakin) is the source of this 291-nucleotide messenger RNA. RefSeq names its product class II histocompatibility antigen, B-L beta chain-like. Gene Ontology annotation, biological process: antigen processing and presentation; immune response. Lineage: Eukaryota; Metazoa; Chordata; Aves; Passeriformes; Pipridae. The annotation marks the transcript as partial. Gene Ontology annotation, cellular component: membrane; MHC class II protein complex. The record is from RefSeq and is a predicted model, not a curated record. The transcript is spliced from 2 exons.